This is a messenger RNA of Suillus subalutaceus, 3458 nucleotides long. RefSeq names its product CHAT domain-containing protein. The record is from RefSeq and is a predicted model, not a curated record. The transcript is spliced from 8 exons. Bases 180 to 3458 code for a protein of 1092 amino acids. Gene Ontology annotation, molecular function: protein binding. Lineage: Eukaryota; Fungi; Basidiomycota; Agaricomycetes; Boletales; Suillaceae.
CCUCAACAACAUGGAAAAUACACGUGUAACAUUACCUCAACCCUCCACCCCUUCCUCUCCCCUCACCCCAAACUUCAUCCACAGUUCCCAAAUCCCCCAUUCCCGUCUUCUUCUACUACCCUUUCUGUCUACCAUCCAGCCCAUCCUCAAUCCUGGUCGUUCUGCUUCAUCGCACUAUCAUGCCCGGUAGCUUAGAAGGCCGAUAUAUCAGACUUGAGAUUAUCAGUGGAAAAAAUAUCAAAGUUCCCUCCUUGCGCAUCCCCGCAGGCAUCCAUGUGUCCGUCAAUCUCGACUCGAGCAGACGCUGGAAAUCAACAAUCGGUGUCCUAUCAUCCGACGAAUCUAUAACGUGGCGCGAUAGUGUGACCUUGUACAUGUUCAUCCAGACUUUCCGACGCAACUCGAGGACUGAUCUUGUGUUUGUAGAUCAUCAGAUGCGGUCACCUACGUUAUCAGUGGAGAUCAGGGCUUCCUUCGAGCUCGAUUGCAUGCUAGGCAAUGGAGAAGUUGUCGGAAAACUUGACAAAUCAUGGGAUGAGCUGCUAGAUCAUGGAAAUGAGCCUUUCGACAUCUCCUUUCCGUCUGUUCACUCUUCCCUCACACUAAAGGCCACGGUUCUACAUGACUGUGACUAUCAGGACAGCGCACUGCCUGACUCCAUCGUUGAAUGUCAGAUUGCUCAAGACACGGAUGCGGGCCAUGAACGAUUUGCCACAUACGUGACAAGCGAGACGGUCUCUCACCUGAACGAUGCUGCAAAGCAUUUUCAGUUGGUCCUGGACCAAUGUCCGGUCGGCCAUCCUCACCGAGCAGCGGCUCUCACAAACCUCGCGUGGGCCCGCCUUGAAGGCUACAUUCAAAACGAUUUUCAAGACAUCGACUCUAUCACUUCUCUCUUCCGCGAAGCCCUUGCAUUGCGUCCGCAGGGCCACCCCGAUCAUCCCUUAUCCAUCUAUAACCUCCUUAAAGCGUUGAUCUGGCGCUACAGCAAAGAGAACUUCGCCGUCGUCUAUAUCCAGGAAUGCGCGCAACUGUCCUGCAAGCUAUUGCCCCUCUGUCCAGAGGGCACCUACCUUGGUAGCAUCGCGGCAGGGGCAAAUGGCGUCGAUUAUGUGAUCCGCUCAUGCAACAAUCUUCCAAUAGAUGCAUCCGAUGAAGGGAUCCACCUUCGACGAGUCGUACUCGAGCUUUGUCCUCUGGGCAGCGCACACCGUCCGAAAGCACUCGACAACCUUGCACAGGCAGUUGAAGCACGCUUUGACCAGCGCGGCACCAUUGAAGAUCUAGCAGAGAGCAUACAACAUAAGCGUGAAGCCGUUUCUCUGUGCCCCGAGGGACAUUCUGAACGCGACACCUACCUGAAUAACUUGGCCUACGCACUCCGGUCCCGCUUUGAUCACCAAGGCAACUCAGAUGACCUCAAUGAGGCCAUCUCUUUGUAUGAAGAAGCGCUGCGCCUGUGCCCUGUUGGGCACAAAUAUCGUAAUACCUCAUUGGACAACCUAGGAGCUGCCCUCUGGACCCGUUUCAACCAACGUGGUGAUGUUAAUGACAUCAUCAGAUCCAUCACCCUCCAACGCGAGGCUCUGACGUUGCGCCCGCCUGGGAAUCCAUAUCGUGUCAACACGCUUAACAUCCUUGCUGUUGCGCUCCAAGCCAGAUAUGAGAAAUUGGAUAUAUCGAGGAGGCCAUUCGACUCUGCCAAGAGUCGUUGGAGGCUUUACCUUCACUGCACCCGGGUAGAUAUUUCAGCUAUGGGUGGCUGCAGCAAGCCUAUUUGUCUCGUUACCGAGUGCAAACACAACUCUGCUGACUUGUCGCUCGCUGUGGAGAACUUCAGACUGGCAUCACGACAUCCUACGCAAGGAUUUCCGGGGCGCAUCAAAGAGGCUAUAGACUGGACUCGCAAUGCAGAAGUCUAUCAACACGACUCUACCCUCGAGGCAUACCAAACGUGCCUGGAGCUUUUCGACAACCACGUGAUGACGCGAUCAACGAUUAUCUCACGACGCGAGGCUGCAACUGCUUUUCGCAAUGCACAAUCACUGCCGGUUGAUGCAGCCUCGUGUGCCAUCCGUCGUGAUGAUCUGCGACGAGCAAUCGAACUCGUGGAGCAGGGUCGUGGCCAGCAAUGGUCGCUGGCCUCUCGACUCAGACCUCCGCUGGAAGACCUGAAGCUUGCAAGUCCGGAACUAGCUCACAGGCUCUCAGAGAUCAACGAGCGCUUGUCUGAUGCUCAGGGUUCCGCCGGCAGCACUGACCGAGCUGCUGCUGAUCGAGCAGCGAUAUAUUACAGGAGACUUCAGGAGCAGUGGGGAGCAGUGGUAGCUGAGAUCCGUAAUCUCAAAGGCUUCUCGCGGUUCUUGCUCCCGCUUUCAUAUGAAGACUUGCAAGCGGCAGCACGUCAUGGCCCAGUCAUCAUCCUCGUCGCAAGUCAAUACUCGUGCAGUGCCAUCGUUGUCCCGACGUCAGGAAAGCCACACCACGUUCAAUUCCCGCGCGUCAAUCUCACACAUCUGGAGAAGCUCAAGAGUGACUUUGCGAGGGAGAUACGACUUGCAUCUUUUAUGCGACCAGAGGAGACGAGGAAGGAAUUGCAAGUUCUCUUGCGGACAAUAUGGGACGAGAUCAUGCUCCCCAUCGUCAUCGUCCUCCAGCGCGAUCUCAGAGUAACGAGCGGCUCUCGAAUCUGGCUGUGUCCAACUGCAACCUUCACUUCCAUUCCUCUUCACGCAGCUCACCCCUUUCGAACGAAGACAGACGGACGACGUGAACUAUGCCUGGAGGACGUCUACAUCUGUUCUUACACGCCGACACUUUCAGCUCUGAUCAGAUCUAGACAGACGAUGAAGAAACGCGUUACUUCCGUCAUUCGUCGCAAUCGGACAAAGUUCACCGGCGAGCUUGAGCUCGUCCGCAAACUCGUCCCCGCGACGGCCAACUCCACCACUCUCUCCGGCGACGAUGCCACUCGAGCAGGUGCACUAGAUGCUUUGCAACACAACACUUGGGUGCACCUCGCUUGUCAUGGGAAGCAGGAUCGCGAGCAGCCUUACUAUUCAUGUUUCGCCAUGAAAGACAAACCUCUCACAAAAGACAUUCCUCACGCUGAGUUCGCAUUCUUGUCGGCGUGUCAUACCGCUGUUGGAGAUGAGGAGACACCGGACGAAGUCAUCCACCUCGCAGCUGGACUCCAGUUUUCCGGGUUCAAGAGCGUCAUUGGCACGCUGUGGGUGGUCAACGAUGCUGUCGCGAAACACGUUGUCGAAGCUUUCUACAAGAAGAUAGUCAAGGGUUUGGAGGAUAGUGAUAUGAUGGACUGUACGAAGGCGGCCUGGGCACUCAAUCGUGCUACAAAUGCCGUGAAGACGAAAGUGCCGCUCGAGCAGCGGAUGGUUUUCAUACAUAUUGGGUGGGGCAAGAAGUACAAUCCUUCUGCUCUACCCCAACCACAGUAA